Poeciliopsis prolifica (blackstripe livebearer) is the source of this 5176-nucleotide messenger RNA. RefSeq names its product ELAV like neuron-specific RNA binding protein 2 (gene elavl2). NCBI's taxonomy places the organism in Eukaryota, Metazoa, Chordata, Actinopteri, Cyprinodontiformes, Poeciliidae. Gene Ontology annotation, cellular component: ribonucleoprotein complex. Gene Ontology annotation, molecular function: RNA binding. The transcript is spliced from 8 exons. Bases 1782 to 2951 code for a protein of 389 amino acids. The record is from RefSeq and is a predicted model, not a curated record.
UAUUUAGUAUUAAGUUCCCCCCACCCGUAACAAUCUACAUGUGGGCCAAAAAGUUGAACUUUGACCUCACCUGAUCAUAGCAUCUUCUUGUGUUUGGACCUGUGGCAAAUUUGAAUGCAACUUGUCAUCAUUUUCAUUUAACGGCUUCUUGCCUUUCUUCUGUGUUCCUUGGACAUAAUGAUGCUGUUUUUCAGUAAUAUUCUCUAAACAAAAGUACUGGGUUAUCAAAGAACACCUGACUUUAUUUUAUAAUAAGCUAAAUUUCGCACAGGUGGACUCAUAAUUCAUUGACUUAGCACUGCGUGUGGAUUGCAGAGGUUUUUAUCUUGGUGUGUCAGUUGUAUGAACAUAUUGGCAUGACAUUUGUUUUGUCAUUUGUUUGAGUUUUAGGAUGCCUUGGAAUUAAUAAAUUGGCAAAGCUAAUUUCUAUGUGAGGAGUUUUGUAGGUUCCCGCCCAGAAAUACUUUUUUUUUUGUUCUCCCUGUCUAACUGUUGCUCCGCUCAGGCUGUACAAAGGGCCUCGCAAGUGAUUUAAACUGGAGCUUUUAGCAGUCUGUUCGUAACGUAAAACGCCUAUUCAUGUUUCUGAUGCGAGUGCUGGACCCUGAACUGCACUGUACUCGGUUCUGACUGAAGAGCCCUGCAGGCGGUCUAUGUGCGAGCGCGGCGCUGUCUGUGGUGCUGAAAUCAGCAGCUUUCGAUUAGCGGAUAGACCGGUUUGCGGCAGAAUCACACGCUGAUGCCUGCUGUUAUUUACUCUGAUGAUGCGUUAUGUGAAUGAACCAGAUAAAGACGGACAGAGAGAGGCGGGCAAAGGGCGAUGGAGAUAGUUUUUCUUUUCUAUUUUAUUUUAAAUAUUUUAAUCCAAGGAUACAAAUAACAGCCAACACGUUGAAAGUAGCGCACCCUAAAUGACAACCGGGUCAUUUCAAUGCAGAAUGUGGGUUGAAAGUGAAACGAAUGACGCCAGUCCGUCCUUCAGUGAAACGGUGUUUGACUUCAAAUGCCAUAUAAAGGGAGAAGAAAGAAAAGAGGAUGAGGAAUAAACGCGCUGUCUCUUUGAGUGACUGUCUCGGGGACGAAUUGCAGCUUGUGAUCCAGGACAGACGCGCGGCGCGAAGAGCCAAUGGCGAUUAAGAGCCGCCGCACGCAACGAGCAGUGGACGCGGAGCCACUCCGGGUAUACCUCCGCGUCCGACGCAUGCUCGUGAGUAGGUUGAAUGGGACGAAACGGCGAGUGCGGAGAGUUAUAUAGGCGCGCUGUGAUGCGGUCCGCAUAUAUUCCCCGGCAGGACUAGCUUCUUUUAAAGACAGCCUCCUCUUCCGCGUCGCUUCCCACUCCAGUGAUGUGGCGUAUUUGUGUGGCGCACCUGUAAAGAGCGAGACACGGGGCAGAAAGCCGGGCUCUUUUUUUGUUUCAUUAUUUGAUUCCUUUUUCUUUCUUCUGUUGGCUUUGUGUUUUUUUUUAAUCUUCCCCCCUCUCCCUUCCUCCUUCUCCCUUUUACCUUUUUGUUUCGUGCAUUUGCUGAAACGAUAUCAUUCCUGUUUUUUGUUUUUGCUUUUUAAUUUAAUAAAACAUUUUAUUUUUCUCAUUUUAUCUCGUUUGUGUUGGCUUUUUUUUGGGGGGGUUAUGUUUCCAAGUUUGAACUAAAAAAAAAGAGAGAGAAAAAAAAGAGAGCGCGGAAUCCACAUCAUUUGACCAGGUGUUUCAUUCAGAGAUUGUUUGCCCCAAGGACGCCCCUAACUUUCGUUUAUAGAAACGACGACAACUCCGAACUAACAUGGCAGUCAGACUGUGCGAUGUGGCUUCUCUGCUUAGAAGUGGUUCGUGGGCGCCUGAGCCUUGGACUGGGCAGGUAAUUGCGACCAUGGAAACACAGCUGUCCAAUGGGCCAACGUGCAACAACACGAGCAAUGGUCCCUCGACUAUUUCAAACAACUGUUCUUCACCAGUAGAGUCGGGGAGCAUAGAGGACAGUAAAACUAACUUGAUAGUCAACUAUCUGCCUCAGAACAUGACCCAGGAGGAGCUGAAGAGUUUGUUUGGAAGUAUUGGAGAAAUCGAAUCCUGCAAACUAGUUCGAGACAAAAUAACAGGGCAGAGCCUAGGCUAUGGAUUUGUCAAUUAUGUGGAUCCUAAAGAUGCAGAAAAAGCCAUCAAUACCUUAAACGGCUUGAGACUUCAGACUAAAACCAUCAAGGUUUCCUACGCGCGCCCAAGCUCCGCUUCCAUCAGAGAUGCAAAUUUGUACGUCAGUGGCUUACCAAAAACCAUGACGCAGAAAGAACUUGAACAGCUCUUCUCUCAGUACGGACGAAUUAUUACCUCGCGUAUCCUGGUGGACCAGGUGACCGGUGUUUCCAGGGGGGUCGGCUUCAUCCGUUUUGACCGGCGAGUUGAGGCUGAGGAGGCAAUCAAGGGUCUGAACUGUCAGAAGCCACCCGGUGCAACCGAACCCAUUACAGUCAAGUUUGCAAACAACCCAAGCCAGAAGACCAGUCAGGCGCUGCUGUCUCAGCUGUAUCAGUCUCCCAAUCGAAGGUACCCAGGACCCCUCGCACAGCAGGCACAACGUUUCAGGUUGGACAAUUUGCUGAACAUGGCUUAUGGAGUCAAAAGCCGGUUCUCCCCCAUGGCCAUUGACGGGGUGACCAGUCUGGCUGGCAUCAACAUCCCGGGGCACGCAGGGACCGGCUGGUGCAUCUUCGUCUACAACUUGGCUCCAGAUGCGGAUGAAAGCAUCCUGUGGCAGAUGUUCGGGCCUUUCGGCGCCGUUACAAACGUCAAGGUCAUCCGCGACUUCAACACAAACAAGUGCAAAGGAUUUGGUUUUGUCACCAUGACUAAUUACGACGAGGCGGCCGUGGCCAUUGCCAGCUUGAACGGAUACCGCCUUGGGGACAGAGUUUUGCAAGUCUCGUUCAAAACCAACAAAACACACAAAGCCUAAAAAAACCCACUGAGAUUGUUUCUAGAAAACUCACCAAGGGAAAAGAAAAUGGAAGCAUAUUGACCGUAACUUUCUACAUUAGUAAAACAUCUUUGUAAUCCAUAUUUAGAGUCCAACAAUGUUUUUGUUUUUCCUCAUUGCAACACUUUGAAUCUUUUAAUUAGUUUAAAGCAUAAAAAAACCCAGCAGGAUUUAAAACCUGACAUUGAAUCUCGCCGUCUUCACAGAUGGAUCACCUACAGGGUUACUACAGUUUUCUUGAUUUUUCUUGCACAUUACUUUUGAUACCGUUAGUCUCGUAAGGUUAUGUGUUGUGAAUUUUCUUUGUGUCCUGAUUUGCCAUCGGUGCGUUACGCUUUGAGUGGUUAACAAGUACUUAUUUUGAGCAGUUUCUGUUAGUUUAUUGUACUGAGUUGGUAAUUGGUUGGCUGCAUAAUGUUGCUUCUUGUAAACCUAACGGAUAAAAAGACAAAAAAAAUUCUUAAAGCAGUACCUUGCCAAAGAGCUAAGAACCUCUUUGAUGUGGGUUUAAAAAAAAAAGCAUCUAUUUUUAUAAAAGAAAAAUUUGGAGAAACUUUUUACUGGACCUGGAACAAAAUAUUUUGACUUGGAUACUUUGAGAAAUAUCUUCAUAUGACACCUUGCGAGCUUUUGAACUUUAAAUGGAAAGUUUGCAGUGGUUGAUGUUUCUGGAGAGAUUUAUGAUGUAAAAGAUACCUUUUGAGAUCUUUGUAUUACCUUUAGAUUACAGAAUCGGCACCAGUGCUGGUUUCAUUUGUAAAUCAUCUUGUGGGUCCUCCUUCAUCCUAGUCGCCUGCUCGACUACAAACUCGCUUUUCUGAUUUUUAGAUUUGGAAACUGACAAAAAUAAAGAUAAAGAUUUAUUUGCUUCAAAAAAGUGCAUGCAAAAUUAUAGUAAGGAGAGAUCUUAAAAGGCUCUGGGGGAUUAAAAUCAGUUCUUCCUCUUAAGAUUUCCUUCAGAUGGAGCUCAUGGUGUUUUUGUGGUGUACCUACGGUAUCAUUAGGCGGAUUUUUGUCUUAAUAUCGACCAUUAGGGGUUUUUACAUACUUUGUAUGAAAGAUUGUGGAUAAGCUGAUGAUGGCAGCCGCAUUUAAAAAGAAAGUCCGAAGAAUCAAACGGAUAACUUCUGAGCUUUGAGCUUUGUAAAUAAGUCUUUUUCUUUUUUUUUUUUAUGUUGUAUUAAGCAGACCUUUUUUUGGUUCUAGGUUAGACUUUGUUGGAAAGUGUGAUUAUACCUUUUUUUUUUUUUCCGGAGUAUGUAAGAUAUUGUUUUUGAAGCCUUUAAUUUUCCUGAGGUUAAGAUUUUAUUUGUCGUCCUAUGGACUAGCAUUUCAGUGCAUCAAAUAUGUUGGUUGUUUGGUCUGUAGAUAGUCUUGCUUUGUUGAAAAAAAAAAAGUAUUAAAGUAUAGACAUUUUUUUUUAAUAUAUAUAAACAUUAUAGAUAUAUAUUUAUGUGGUAAAGAAUGGAUAUAAACCACAGUUUGAAAAUACUUUGAUUUCUUUCAUACUCAUAUAUAUGUAAUGCAUAUAACCUGUCUUUAAAAUCGUAAAAAGGUGUAUAUUGCUUUAUAGUGUUUGGGGAAGGACAGUGAAGCAGUUGCAAUAACAUCGACAAAAACAUUUAAAAAAAAAGAAAUUGGCUGCUAAAUUUUCUAAAACAAGAUCAUCAUGACCAAACGUCUAGAUGCACUGAUUACUGCACCUGCAUCCUGGUUGGUGUUUCAGCCAGUUACUAGUCAUGCUUCCCCCCUCGAACGAGCAGUAUGCUAUGCAUUAUAGAGUUCUUUGCAACUGCUUUUUUUCUUUAUCUAUUUCCUCCUUUUGUUGUUACUUGUAAAAGUUAAACUUUAAGUCAAGAUGAGUUGUGAUACUUGCUGCUGUGGGGGAGACGGGGAGCACAUUUUUCACGCCCGACUUACUACCGUUAAUCUUUUUUCAUUUAGAAACCUUUUGAUGAUGGUUUGGUCUUUGCGAAUUUUGCUGAUGGUCCGGCGUGAAAAACCGCUCCCUCCAAACCCCGUCUAUCUCACUACUUAAUGGGAUUAUUUAUUUGAAGUUGUAUAGUCGAACUUGGUUUACAGCAUUUUUGGAUAGGAAUAUCUUUUGACUAUUUAAGAGGAUGUACAUGUUCUUUACUUUGUGUUUGGAUACUUUGGAUUUUUUUCAAUGUUCAGUACAUCAAUAAAUAAGUUUGAAGGGCAAA